CCACAAUUUUGCUUCGCUCGCGAAGCUUGAUUACUUCGCAAAAAUGGCGAAGUGGAUGCAAAAAGUUUUGGCAUUUAUUAUGGUUUUUACAUGCCUGUUAAUUUUAUACGCUAGUUUCAGAUAUGAGAAAGAGGUAACAAUUGAUGAAAAAAGAUAUGAUAAUUUGCUCCUCAAGAAAUGUUUUUACAAUGCCUUUGGGGAGAGUUUACUUGUCCUUAAUUUUAAUUAUCCUUAUUACGAUAAUAUACCAGUACUAAAGGAUCUUUAUGAAGGAGUUUUUGACAAUAUUGUUAUUUGUGGUCCACGUUCAAGGUUAACCUUUGCAACAAAGCAUCAGCCAGAUAUAAUAUUGGACAAUGGUUUUGGUUUGUUUGGGUAUCAUUGUUUAGCCCUUGCAAUGGAGAAGUUUCCAAACUACAAAGGUUAUUUCUUUGGAAAUGAUGAUAUGAUAAUUAACUGGUGGACUAUGGUUGAUCUAAAUACGAACCAAAUUUGGCAUGGCGCCAAGAAAGUAGACUGGAGACAGCUAGCGUUUGGUAACAUAAUUGUAAAGAAAUGGAUAUGGUGGAAAAAAGAUGUUGGACUUGCAGCUUGUCAACGUUAUUUUAAAAAGUUAAAAGCGCUUGCAUCUACUGGCAGUGUAGCUGCAACCAUCGCAGUAAAAACAUAUUUGAAAAAUGGAAAUGGUAGCCCUAGGUGUGGAAAGGGUUGGUCAGAUUUCUUUUAUAUACCUGGCAAAUUAUCUUUACAAUACAUAACUUUGUCCCAUAUUGCAUAUCAAUGUAACCUGUUCUUAGAAAUAGCUGUUCAUAAUAUAUUACGAAGCUUAGAUCUAAAAGAAAACUUUUAUAUACUGAAUGGUAUGUAUUUACCAGAUAUCGGUAAACAGGAUUUCACGACUGAAGGUUUUUGGAGUACGUAUACGCACCAAGUUGCUUUUAUACACCCGUACAAAUUCCAUGCAAGGAAUCAGUAUUUCUCAACGUCUCUAUUAAAGUCAAAAGUAAUUCGUUUUAAGCAAAUGUUAACUAAUUGUUAGAAAUCAUGCUAAACUGCUUAUCAGUAGUGCGUCAUAUGAACAAUAUAUUUAACAUGGUGUUUAUUGUUUAGUGCUCGCAAGUAUAAUUAGAGGAUUACGUCAAGGCGCGAAUCCCCUGCCAUGUAAUUCAGAUUUUAUGAAUAAAAUCGAAGAAAGAUAUAAUACUGAGUAUCUUGACCCUUACCGCGUGUCAGACUGGAGCCUCAGGAAGUUAAAAUACGUGAACUAGGAAACUUUUGCCUGUAAUGAAACUGUGAACCCGCAACCUAUUAAAACUAUGUUGUUUGUAAAGCACUGGUGUUCCGUGUUUUAUAGUACACUUAAUAUUUUUAGAGUUUGUUGUUUGGGCAGACAAACUUUUAGGAAGAGAAUAAAAUUCAGGAAUGUGUUUAAAAAUUAUGUUUUCAUUCAGACAAAUAACUUUUAUACACCUCUAUAGAUAAUACAAAAUAUACUUUAACUUAGUUCCGGUUGCACCCGUAAUCUAAAGCUAAAAAAAAAUAUAAAAUUUGUCAAGAGGGCAGCCAGUAUUAGAUCUUUCUUCGAUUUUAUUCAUAAAAUCUCACCCUUACCGCGUGUAUCAUACUGGACCCCCAGCAAACAUCCCCUGUUAAAAGCGUUUUAUAAACAAAUAACAUAUUGAUCUAAUUUCCCACUGGGAACAAGUGCUUGAAAUUGUUUCUCCUUAGAAAUUAUAGGUUUGUUAUACUGACAAGUAGACUGUUUAGACGACCGACUUUUGCCUAAUAUAUCACUAACAGAUGCAUCUGCCACCUCUGCCCUUGAAGUGAAGGUAGACAGUGUUAAAUGACCCUUAAACCUAGAGAGGUCUGCCCCAGAAGAAGCUAAAACAUCUUUCAUCCACCUAGAUAUUAUAGAUGGAUAGAUUUUUACGUGCGGAGAUUAUAUUUCCCUAAAAACAAUUGAGAUUAAGUAGCAUUUACCUUAAUGCAACAUUAACGCAGAAUUCCUUAUCCUUUUCAGUUAAAUAAAAUUCUAAGGCUGGAGGUUGUUUUCCUUUUCUUCAACUUUUGUGCAAUUUAUGAAAAUUAAAGGGAACUUGUCUUUACCAAAAUUCAUAUGUCUAAUGUCUAAAUAGCAAAUGCUAGAAGCUCUUGAUGAAGAAGUUAAACCCAUUAGAAAAACUUGACAUCCCAAGUACAAACAUAUUUCAGCUGUGGCGGCGAUCUGGAAUUAAAUACACAAUUUAACAACGCACACACAUGUUCGUGUUGACCUACUUUAAUACUGUUAAUUUUUUCGUGAUAGGCCGAAAUAGCUAAACAAGGCAUCGAAAUAAAUCAACUUUUUCCCCACAACACCAGCUACUCCAUUUAUUCCAGGCCGAAUUGUAUUCACUUGUUGAACCUUCUUUUCUAGACUUAGUGCGAUCUCUGAAAUUCCUGACGCAAGAAGGGCUUUCCUGAAACUUUCCACGCCGCUAGGCUAAGCGUACCGUUCAUUGCAAGAGGGUGAACCUCCCCCUGCGCAUUGGUCAACAAGUUUGAAUUUCUCUGAAUGAGAAUCGGAUGAAACACUGACAACCGUAGUAACUCCGGGUGCCAAACGUGAGUUUGCCAUGCUGGUGUUAUGAGAGGAUUUGUAUUUGUUCUCUCUCUAAUUUGUUCAGUACUCUUGAAAUUAUGAAAUUGAUAGUGUUUUUUGUGACCAUGUUUGUUGCAUGGCAUCUGUUGCCAAAACUGUGUGGGUCCGGGCGCCGCGCAUAAUAAUGGGGCAGCUGAUGAGAAAGGUGGAAAGGAAAAAGAUCUCUAGGAAACCCAGCUUCAUACAAACUUGGUUGAAUACUUGUAACAGUUUCCACUACGAGAAAUCCUUGCUGUAACGAGAUUGCCAAUCUGCUCUCAUUUUAAUUUCCCUGGAAGAUGUUCGGCAGUAAUCAUAAUCCCUUCCGAUAUCAAGUAGUUCCAAAUUUCCUUGUUUAUCCUGAUUAAAUUUUGGUCUUUGGUACCCCCCCCUAUUUUUAAAAGAUAAGAAAGAGCUGUUGUAUUGUCCAACUGGAUAUGGGUGCAAGAUAUUUGUUUGCUUUUCGUGAAAGCAAGAAUAGCAUUCUUCGCAGCAAGGAGUUCCAGAACAUUUGAAUAAAGCUGUUUCUCUUUUAGGGACCAUCUGUUCAAAAUACUAACUGAGCUGUUGGUUGUAUCAGAAGCCUGCCAUUGAAAUUUUUUAGGUUUUCUAUUCACCAUUUUAAUUCCAUCAGGACUAAUUUUCCUAGCACCGGCUGUCAAUUGUUGUUGUUGAAGGUAUCGAAAUUGCAAACGUGCUGGCAAUACUGCCUGGGUGGUGGAGGAUAGCAAACCUAUCAAUUUUGUCAACUUUAAAAUGGACAAAUCUCUGUUGAUAAAUCUCUGUACAUUAAGUUAAAACCUUCAACACUUUUUCUUAUGUCAGGAACAAACUUAUUUAGGAUAUUUUCUGCACUGGUUCCAUUUCUGACGUUGAUAGCAAAUCCCAGAUGCUAAAGGGAGAAGCAAUUAAUGUUUCUAGUGUCGAUCUCCCAAAAAAUAACAUGUCAUCCAAAUAAGUCACUAGGCGUAUUUGUAACCGACGCAAAAUUGCAAUUAGCACUUUGAGUGAUUUGGUAGAGGCAUAGAAAUUCGAAUAGAUUCCCUUUCCGAUGAAAGCGAAGAUAUUUUCGAAAAUCUUUGUGCAAAGGACCAGAAAUAUGCGUCUUUUAGAUCUAUUUUGCACAUAUAACCCCCCUCCUUCAGCAUAUCCUUUAUUACAUGCAAACCCUCCAUUUUGCAGUGCUGAUAGGAGAUAAAAUAAUUUAGCGUUUAAAGAUUUAUCAGUGGUCGGUGGCCCCCAUCCUUUUUCCAACCAAAAAUAGAUUGCUAAUAAACUCUUUUGACAAGUGAUCCACUACAUGAAUGCCUCCCUUUUCCACCAUCUCCUGUAUUUUUAAUUCCACUAAUUUGUCCUGCACUUUUGUAGCUUUUAUCUUGUGAGGAAUCAGAUUUUGUACUGGUUCCUCUACAAAGGGAAUUUUGUACCCUGUGACUAUAGACAGAAUCUCUGGGUCCUUGGUCAGUAUCUCCCAAGAUCAAAGAAAGUGAAUUAAUCUUCCUGCCAGUGGGAUGUGUUUUGGUAUUUCCUUUGACAAGAAUAAUCGUUAUAUUAGAGGAUGUACAUAUUUUUUUUCCUCUAGUGUAAUUUAAAAUACUUUUUGGAUUAGGUGGGACUGGUUUCCAUUCUUAAAAAGAAAAUGAAAUUACCAGAUGAUAGUAGUAGUGUGUAUUUUUUUGUCAAAGACAGUUACAAGUUCGUUUAUAUAUACAAGUUCGUAUCGUUUAAAAGUAAAUAGAAAAUAUAUACAUACAUCAGCUAGUAAAAUAAAGAUCUUAAACCAUACGAAAAAAUUUAAAAGACUGACUGGAGCUUGCAGAAAGCAAUUUUGCCUUAUCACCAAGCCCCACCUUCCUUGGUUUUGAUGGCUCCCAGCACUCCUCCACGGUUGCUUUCUCUGAUCUACUGCUGCAGGGAGCCCAGGUCGAAAGGGCUUACGUAUUGGUGUUUUAUUCUUUUUACGCACUUCUCGGAAUACGUCCAAAGUUUGUUUAUUGUUUUUGGUGGUAUCCAAAACAUGCUCCUUGAACCAACUUGAACCAAACAAUUCCUUGUAAUGUUUCUGCAAGAGGUCUGAACUCGCAUUUAACUUACCUUUUCCAUCCGACUUUGAUUGCAACGUAACAUUUAAAAUGUUCAGAAAUAAACAACUUUGUUACUGGCUUGUCCAAGAAAAAUUACCGUUUUUUUCAACUUGAAUUAACAAAUCUUCUGACGACACCUCAGUCGUGGUGGCUUCGCCUAGGUUGGCCUCUUUAAGAAGUGACCGAACUCUGCUAAGUGGUCCAAUAACAUCACGUAUUUUGGACUGGACAAUCUCCAUUUCCUUAUCUCGGUCUGCUUCGUUUUUUCCCUCGAGAAGUUUAACCAAUCCAGUAUCAACAGAUUUAACUGAAUCCAGAUUAAGUGGUACGGGUUGCUCUUUUGAAUGUUUUCCUUCAAAUCUUCGUUCAUUGCAUAGUUCGCCAUUUCCUCAGGUAGCUUGUACUGAAACUGUUUCUCCUCUGUAGUGAUUCGGAAAUGCUUCGCAUGGGAAGAAUUUGAUCAGCUGCCGGAGGUCGGGUUUCGUUUCUUCUUACUCCUUUACUUUUUUUCUUAGAUUUCUUUGAUUUUUUUUUCUUUUUUCUCUUUUUAGAUGAUCUAUGUCUAGGGCGUCCUCUGCCACUACUGGGUGAACUUGAAGAAGGAAGUGACCUUGAUCUAAAUCGAUAUGAGUUGGAACGUGAUCUUGAGUCCUUCCGAUCUCGCCUAUGUAAUAAGGCUUAAGAUCGUUGUUCUGGCUGAGCUACUUCCUUUUGUUGGGUAAAGCCUUUCCCCCCAGUUAACUGCCGAAUUAUCUGCCCUAUUUUUGGUCCCAAAAGCAGUAAAAUAUAAGGAAAACCAAUUUCAGGAACUGAUUGCUAACGAUCGGUAAGGUAAUCGAUGAUAAUAACAACAACAAUAUAUAUAGCAGCUCCUUUCUUCUUCGCGAUUAAAGCUAAAAGAUUAUGUUUGCUUGGAGUCCAGUAUUGAUGCACACGGUAAGGGUCGAGAUACUGAGAUCGACUGAGAUUUUAUGAAAUAAAAUAGGCCUUUUUAUAUUUUAUUGUUUAAAUUAUAUUUUUCAAAACGCAGUUUUUAUGAGUUUUGAAAUAUUUAAGAAUUUAAAUUUGGAUAAUUUGAAGUCGAAAUACAAGAAAUUGAAGAA
Molecule: messenger RNA, 5810 nt
Organism: Hydractinia symbiolongicarpus
Lineage: Eukaryota; Metazoa; Cnidaria; Hydrozoa; Anthoathecata; Hydractiniidae
Exons: 3
Coding region: 44-1039 (331 amino acids)
Source: RefSeq, a predicted model, not a curated record